Paramecium octaurelia is the source of this 1746-nucleotide messenger RNA. The record is from the annotation of a GenBank genome assembly. Lineage: Eukaryota; Ciliophora; Oligohymenophorea; Peniculida; Parameciidae.
AUGUAAUAAAGAGUGCCAUAUUUCAAUGAGGAGAGACUCGAGGAUUCCUAUUUCUAGUUAGAAUUGAAGAGAACAACCGAUUAAUUUAUUGUAAUUUGAAUUAGUUGAUAGGAAGGAAUACAAGGGGAGAAGGAGGACAAAUGAUUACAAUUACAUAAUACGAAGAUUCACAAUACACGAAAUCAACAAUGAGAGAUUUUUGAUGCUGAGGAAAAUCAAGUUGUAUAACAUAUUGCCUGUGUUGGAUUUGUAUCUGCCAGAAAAUUCAUUGGUUGGUCCAGAUUAUUAGGAAUACUCACUGUAGAAUAAUUUAGAGCAUAUGAAUUCAGAUGAGAAAAUCUACGUGGCCUCGUUGGUGGCAAUAAGUACAAAUGAUAAUGAAUUUAUAAGCAUUGCAGGAGUUGUGUAAGAGAAGACUACCAUUCUUGAUAACACCAGAGAAGGUCAUCAUUAUUGGUUCGCAUGUUUGUCUUUAAUAAAUUGACUUUGAAUUCAAUAGAGUCAUCACUCCAGAUGAGUCUUUUAUUAGUUACAUAGAAUUAGGUAUCAAUUUUCAUUGAAGUCACUUUUAGUUUCCAGGAUGGGAUUAGAGUGUUAAGGCUCUGACUUUUAAGAAAUUAUCGACUAUUUAUUGGAAUUAUAGGAUGUAAACAUAGGUCUCACUGAAGAUCUGCCCUAUGUGGAAUUUUUAUAAAAAAUAUUUUCGUUUACAAAUGAUUCAAGUUUAGUGGAUGAAAAGGCCAAUUCAUUUGUUUAUGCGUUCGACACUCCAGAUUUCUUGAAGACUAUCCCUGGAAUCAGCAACAGGACUGUAAUGAAAUCUGCAAAAUUAGAUAUUGCAGAUAACAAGGAUUAUCUCAUAUUGUGCUCUUAGAGAGAAUUGGAGAUUAUGGAAAACUUUAGAAAAUAUGAACCUUUCGCUUAUUAUUUUGCUUAUUUUAGAAUCCAGGAUCAAUUGUACUUAUUCAUGGAAAUGUACCCAACUGAUUUAUAGAGGGCUUUUGAGAGUUCUGAAAUUUAUGACAGAAAUAUAAGAGAUCUCUGUUGUUAAUUGGCUUUUGGUAUCCAACCUUUACUUAUAUAUAGCUAUUCGUUAAUUACACAAACAUCGAAUCUUGCAUAGAGAUCUCAAACCUUCGAAUCUGUUCUUGAGUCAUGAGGAUCUAGAUAGAGCUCAAUUGAAAAUUGCAGACUUUGAUCACUCUACUACCUUAGACGAUACUCCUGAAUUCUGUAACUAAAUUCUCACUGGUCUGACAUCAUCUACUAAUUAUGAACCACCUGAGACUGGACUAUCCAAUUACACGUUUACUUCUGACAUUUGGUAGAUUGGAAUGAUAUGUAAUCAUUUAAUUUACAUAAUAAUGAUAGUUUAUUAAAUCGCUAAUCAAGGAGUCUAUCCAGUGGAACAUUCUUCACUCUUAUGGACUGAUGAAAUGUACAGAGAUGAAUGCACAUACGAGAGAAUUAAAUAGACUUUGGCUGAUAAGAACAUAGAUGAAAACUUUAUUAGAUUAAUUGCCGAUUGUCUGUCCUUUAAUCCUAAAGAUAGACCCAGUGCUGAAACUCUUAUUGUCCGUCUAGAAUAGUGUUUUGAAGACUUCGGAUUUGAAAAUGAGGACACCUUACAAAGCACUCAUUAACUAAACUUAAUAGAAUCUUUUGGUCAGUUAUUGUAGAGAUCCCAACCUUUAAGAUUAACAAAAAGUGGAAAAAUAUGAUCAAUUAUUAAUAUUAUUAAUUAGG